This is a messenger RNA of Symsagittifera roscoffensis, 624 nucleotides long. Its product is annotated as transmembrane protease serine 13-like. The transcript has 4 exons. Gene Ontology annotation, molecular function: serine-type endopeptidase activity. The coding region runs from base 1 to 624 and encodes 207 amino acids. Lineage: Eukaryota; Metazoa; Xenacoelomorpha; Acoela; Convolutidae. Gene Ontology annotation, biological process: proteolysis. The record is from RefSeq and is a predicted model, not a curated record.
AUGAGAGCAUACACAGCAUCUUUUCUGGACGAACAGAACACUCAGAUGAUUCAUUAUUUGAGUCAUUAUUUCUACCUGAGUCCAUACAAGACUAACGAAGGCAUCGCUGGCUACGACAUGGCCAUUGUGGUUCUACAAGAUCCCCUCGUUUUCGAUCCCUACCGACAACCUUUGGUGCCUUGUGGGGGGCUAACUGGACUAUCGAAUGUGAAUAACUUGGAUAUUUGGUCACUAGGGAUGGGACUUAUCCAAUCUGGGGAUGAAGAUAAUGAUAUCCUGCCAACUCCAGCGGAUUUUCUAAUGGAGGUUCAGUUGGAUGAAGUGGACGAGGGAGAGUGUAGGAGGCACUACGGAGAUCAGAGUCCUCAGGGAUCCCUUCUCUGCUACACUGAUCUAGAGGGAAAGAGGAGAGAAGAGGAUGACAAGCCCAUAGGGGACACUUGUGAUGGCGACAGCGGUGGCCCAUUAUUUCUAGUAGACAAACAAAAAGAAGCAGUUUGUGUUUAUGGGGUUGUCAACUACGGGUGGGAUACAAAAUGUGGAGACAAAUCUACAACCAGUGCAGCUGCUAGAGUAUCUUACUACAUUGGGCUAUUCGAGCAGGACGGAGAAGUCGGCGGGUAA